This is a messenger RNA of Falco peregrinus (peregrine falcon), 1788 nucleotides long. It is a transcript of the gene C1H14orf132, whose product is annotated as chromosome 1 C14orf132 homolog. The transcript is spliced from 2 exons. The coding region runs from base 208 to 459 and encodes 83 amino acids. The record is from RefSeq and is a predicted model, not a curated record. NCBI's taxonomy places the organism in Eukaryota, Metazoa, Chordata, Aves, Falconiformes, Falconidae.
CCGUGCCGUGCCGAGCCGCGCCGGGCGCCGCCGAGGCUGGAACUGGUACCGGUGUCGGUCCCGCUGCCGCGGCCGCGCCCGCCGCUGCUGGGGGAGGCGGUGUCCGCGCCGCGCCCCCGCGCCCCGCCCGCCCCCGGCAGCAGCAGCGGCGGCGGCAGCGGCAGCCUCAGCACCUCCAGCUCCGCCAGCAGCUCCAGCGGCAGCACCAUGGACCUCUCCUUCAUGGCCGCGCAGCUUCCUGUUAUGGGAGGAGCCUUUAUGGACUCACCCAACGAGGACUUUAGUACAGAGUACUCCUUGUUUAACUCAUCAGCCAACGUGCAUGCAGCUUCUUCCAUGCCAAAUCCACCAGAAGAGACAUCUCGUUCUUCAAAUGAUGCCAUAUUGUUAUGGAUUGCAAUAAUAGCAACAAUUGGAAAUAUUGUGGUUGUGGGAGUGGUGUAUGCCUUUACCUUCUAGGAUGACUAUCACUCCAAACACUGGAAGAGAGGAUAACUGCAACAGUAUUUGUCACGUGUAUGUAUGUGUGUAUAUAUACAUGUAUAUCUAUAUAAAUACAUAUAGGUAGGGACUUGUUGAUUAAGUGCUGCCACAGUGAUGAAAAUGAAAUGCAAGUUAAUCAUCUUGAAUCUUGAUGGCAGACAGCUUGAAUGCAAUUGCCAAUUGUAUGGAAGAGAGUUUUAAUUGAGAACAGAGCCAAUACCAGUUUUGUAUAGAAAUGUAAUACAAAGACCACCAACGUGGGUAUAGUAAAUACAAAGAGAAAGUGAGAUGUAUAUAGAAAGUGCUUAUUUUCUACCGUUUAGAUUUUUCUAGCAGCUCUUCCAUAUUUUGUCAGCUCUUUUGUGCGGUUUUUUAUUGUGGUAUAACGUUGUAUGAGAUUGUUCUGUCAUGUUUGCUGGACGUCUUAGUUUUCCAGAUGGACUAAAUGGUCAGCAUUGGCUCGAUUCUGAUGAAGUCCAGGUUCAUCAUGUGUGAGUCCUCAGCAUGUGCACACACUGCUAGGCUGGGUUCAGAAUCGUGAGUCUUAAAGCUGUGGCAGGCAGAUGCAUGCUAUCCAACACUUGCCUUCCAGUAUCAGCUACUGGAUCUGAUAAUCUGUGAAUUGAUGCUAAACCUGCCUGCUGUUUUUAGGAGGAGGCACAGCUGGUGUGAGGUGUGGCUGGUCUGCAGACGCUCUGCACUCCGGGGGAGGAAGCGUUAAACAGAGCAGCAGCCCAAGCGCCCAUUUCUGGCUGGAGGUAUUGGAUUGCAGGUUUGUAGAUGUGUCCCUUUCAGGAAACAAAGGCCAAAUACCAUGCUUUUCAGCUCAUUUCACUGCAGUCCAGAUUUCCUGCAGAAGCCAUGGACUUUCGUAAGCUGAUCAGUGUAUCAGAAGAAUCUGGAGAAAUUGCGAAGCCUAGUUAACAGUGAAUGAUGUCUGUGAGAAAAAUAGAGUUGGAAGAAAGAUUGGACACUACUGUGCUCAUGAGAGAGGGACUGCAAGAGGCAGGUAUGUCCUGGGAUAGAAACAGCACAAGAAAGGUAGUAAGUGACAGAUACACAAGGGCUUGUAUUUCAGUAUUAAUAUGUCUCUGGAUUCUGAUGAGGCUCCUGGAAGUGAUUUUCUUGUAGCCUGCUUUAGGCAAGUGAUAAACUCCAGUUAGCACUUGCAUUUUUUCUGAUGAGAGACAAUAUUUUCACUGCAUUGUUCCUAUGAGUGAUUCCUUUACAAGAGCUGUAUCUUUUCAAAAGAAGCUGUAGCCUUCCGUACCUCAAAGAUUACAGAAUCUUGAGGGAUGGGGGGGG